Messenger RNA from Pestalotiopsis fici W106-1, 966 nucleotides. RefSeq lists its product as uncharacterized. The transcript has 4 exons. Gene Ontology annotation, molecular function: oxygen binding; heme binding. NCBI's taxonomy places the organism in Eukaryota, Fungi, Ascomycota, Sordariomycetes, Amphisphaeriales, Sporocadaceae. Bases 1 to 966 code for a protein of 321 amino acids. The record is from RefSeq and is a predicted model, not a curated record.
AUGCGUUUCACACAAGCUGCUGUAGCCGCCGCUGUGGCUGUGGGCACGACCAGUGCUCAGCGCCCUUCCAACACAUCCAUUUGUGAUUACUACACGACGGCUCUGCUCAAGGACAACACUGCCGACAACCAGGCAACUCUCUUGACUCUGGUGGUAAACACUGUAGUCAUUGGAAACUACACGAUGCCAAAUGUCGGCAUCAUGGUCCCCGGUAUCCUGGCCCCUGGAACCUUCAACGGCACCGACGUGAACCUGCUCCCCUACUUUACCGGCGAACUGGCCUCGAGCAACCGGGGAGGUGACACGGGAGUCUCCAUCAACUUCCUCGACGGAGGCGGUGCCGAGCCACUCAUGAAGAACAUGGCGGCGAAUGACGACACGUCCAUGCAAUACUUCCUUCUGACACAUUUGUAUCAAUUCUUUGGCUCUUUGCUUGGAUGCUCCAUGCAAGGCAUGCCAGGCUUUGACGCCUACACUGGCCAUGCAUCCAUGUACGAGGUGCACAAGUUCAUGGACCUCAACCCCUACGAGAUGGGCUACUUUAUCGAGCAAGUCGCCAUGGCCGCCGCCUCGUUUGGCGUGGCCGAGGAUGACUUGACCGUGGUCGGCACGGCUCUCAACUCCCUCUUCAACUACCGGUGCGCACCCGCCACCACGGUGAUCCCCGCCCAGGGCGCCCAGCUGCAGUCCAUCUGCAUUGACGGUUCCUGCCCUGUCGCCAUGGAGAACGCAACCUGCAGCGCCUACGACCCCGUCCUGGUGCCCACCAACAGCACCACCAACGCCACUGCCACCGCGCCCGGAUCCGUAGGCACCGCCACCAUGUCGGCCGGCGCUUCUGGUACCAUGACUGGCUCCAGCACGGGGUCUUCGGCCUCCUCUACGGCGGCGACGGCUGGUGCUAUCGCCAACGGCGUCAACUUUGCCGCUGUGAUGGCUGGUGUCUUUGCUACUUUCAUGCUCUAG